CCUUUAAACAGUCGGUGCCAAACGCAGAAAAGGAAAGAAUCGAAAGGAGGAGGGAGAUCACGCAUUUACCCCUGCUGACUCUCCAUUUGACAGAAGCCAAUGCAGAGAGGCGCACUCAGAUCACCACAGACAACCUUCUGAGAAAGAAAAAAAGAAAAGACGCCGCAUGAAAUCUCACCCACUAUGUAGGCUACACAACUCGUUUGUCUUUUUUUUCUUUCCUGUGGACAAUUUUACGCACCCCAGAAGACUAAAAGAAAACGCCGCAGAGAUGAGUGUUGCGCGGUCUGGCGUUCUUCUGAAGGAUUCCCGCUCCUGAUAUAGGGACCAAAGAGGACAAAACGAGGCUUUUUUUUUUUCUCUCCCUAAAGAAGAUCGCAAAUGUGGAGCGAUUAGAGAAGGGCUGAUGAAGGGACUAUUAAUCCUUUCAGUGCAUCAAAAGCACCAAGGGGCAUUAGAAGCGUUUGGAUGGAAAUCGGAACUGUUUUUGGUUUUAUAUGAAACUGGUGAUUAAUUCUUAUGAGUUUUUUUUUUCUUCACUUCAACUUAAUAGAUUUAAGGAGGGUUUUUUUUCUUCUUUUUCCGGUAAGAGGUUUUAUAAAAGUGUGAUUUACCAAGACAAAUCCUUCUCAUUUUUGACUUUUUUUUUUUCUUCAAGUAUUUCUAAAUCUAAAUGGAAUUAGUUGAGUGUGAAGCCGUUUGUGAAAGAAACAGACAUGGUACAUGGGCACAGCUUCCUUCACGUUGUGGCAAGUCUACUCAUACUCGGGUUGUCUGGGGCAACAAAAAAGGAUACGGCUACAGUGAAAAACAAUUCUGGAGUAAAGCCUGCAGGUCAGUGUGGAGCGUGGGUAAAAGAAGCAGAAGGAGGACUCUUCACCUCCCCCAAUUACCCAAACAAAUACCCCCCCAACACAGAGUGCGUUUAUAUCCUUGAAGCACCCCCAAGACAGUGCAUUGAUCUACACUUCGAGGACAAUUAUUCAAUUGAGUCCUCUUGGGAAUGUAAAUUUGACAACAUUGAGGUUCGCGAUGGACCGUUUGGCUUCUCCCCGAUACUUGGGCGGUACUGCGGUCAGCACAGCCCACCAGAUAUCAGGAGUAGUGGCCGAUACCUGUGGAUAAAAUUUGUGACAGAUGGAGAACUGGAAGGGGUGGGAUUUUCAGCAAGUUACAACUUCACAGCAGAUCCCGACUUUGCUGAUUUGGGAGUACCCCCACCUCUGCCCUCCUGUCAGUAUGACAUGGUUGGUCCAGAAGGUAUCGUUGAGUCCCACCAGAUCACAAGAGAUGGGAAAGCAGGUGCCGCCGAGGCCGUCGACUGUAAAUGGUACAUCCGUGCUCCACCCCGUUCCAAGAUCUAUCUGCGUUUUCUGGACUAUGAAAUGGCAAACUCCAAUGAAUGCAAGCGCAACUUUGUAGCAGUGUAUGACGGAGGAAGCUCUGUGGAAGACCUGAAGAGCAAGUUCUGCUCCACGGUGGCCAACGACAUCAUGCUGGUGUCCACGCUGGGAGUCAUCCGGAUGUGGGCGGACGAGCUCAGCCGCAAGAGCCGCUUCCGCAUCCUUUUCACAACCUACCAAGAACCUCCAUGUGAUGCUGAUGCCUUCUUUUGUCACAGUAACAUGUGCAUAAACUACACUCUGGUGUGCAACGGCAUGCAGAACUGUGUCUACCCCUGGGAUGAGAAUCAAUGCAAAGAGAAAACUAAUACCAAAUUCCUGGACAAUCUGAAUUCCACAAACGGGGCCAUAAUUGGUGUGACUUGCUGCAUCGUCUUCAUCCUCCUCAUUGUCUCAGUAAUUGUUCAGAUAAAGCAGCCGCGUAAGAAGUACAUCUUGCGACGAGAAGACUUUGACCCCACCAUGUUUCAGGAGGUCUUCGAGCCCCCUCACUAUGAGCUAUGUACUUUACGGAGCGCUGCCACGCCCACAGCAGCCUCUGCAGAUUUGGUUGACUUGGCAGAGGACUUCGAGAACUACCACGCCCUCCGCCAGACCUCCUCCCGCUGCAUCCACGACCACCACUGUGGCUCCCCUUCCUGCCCCGGAUCCGCGCACAUAUCGCAGCUGUCGCUCAGCGGGCGAGGGAGCCGGAGUAACUUAAGUGCCCGUGACUCAGGGGCCGCGGCAGCUCUGCUCGCAGACCUUCCGCAGCCGCCCAUGUCGGUGCGGCCGCUGCUGCCGGCCACAGGGAACCGCAGGAGCAUCUUGGUCAUGAAGCACAGCUACUCGCAAGAGGCGGCAGACAACGGGUGCGACCUGGACGAUGACCUGGAAGAAGUUCCCACGACGAGCCACCGACUGUCGCGCCACGAAAAGGCAGUACAGCGAGCUGUCAGUGGUCUGAGAUGGGAAAGUUUAAGUUGGUAAGGAAUGACCUGUGGAAAAAGAUAACCAUUCAUAUAUAGUCAGUACAAAGAAACUUAAUUUGCUAAGAUCGAAGCACAGGAAUGGAAACCAAACACGGUUCUAGAUUUUUAAGUCUAAGAACAAUUUUGCACUUAAUAAAGCACAUUGAGAUCCCAUAUGCCGUCAAGUUACACCUACAUGGGGAUCCUCUUAUAGAAUUGCAUGACAUAUCAGUUCUUCUUAUUAUGCUUGUGUGUAACAUUUUAUGUGCAAAUGCUCCAUGACAUUGCUUGCAUGAGGUUGCAAAAACCCCUAAUGUGACACAAGAAAUUGUAAGCACCCAGUAGUAAUACACAGAACUGUUGAGUUAUUUUAUUUAUUUUUUUAUCCCUAAUAGUUUGAUUUAGUCCAAACUGUUUGAUGAAGUAAAGCGUGAUUGUGCUCUAAAGGGCCGCAGCUUCAUGUGUGCAUAUAAUGAAGUCGUUCCAACAAUUACUACUCAUUGUUUUGUGUCUUAGCGUGAGAAAUGUGCUGUCUUAAUGUGUCUGUGUCUGCUUAUGCUGUACUUUAUGUUGCAUUGUCUCCAUCAUGUAGACUUCUUGAGAAUAGUGCUAUCCUGGAACAGUACGAACGGGCGUCACUGACCCAUGACAAAGCGGAGCGGAGAUUUACACCAGCAUGAUGCUGAUGAUGAUGAUGAUGAGGGGACACUUUAAUGAAAUGGAUACUGGAGGUGUAUUCAUGCGCAAAGAUUACAAAGGACUAGAUGGAAAUACUCUAGCCACAAUGUUGUGAAGGACGGAUAUCUGAAAAACAGUCGUCUCUGCUGCUGUUGCAGUUUUUUUUUUUUUUUUUACUUUUAUAGAAGGAACACAGUUCAAGGACCUCUGCAAAACAUCUGUGUCAUUAACAUAAAUUCCUUCUGACCACAAAAGAAGUUUGAACAUGUCUAAGUUCGUUUUUCAGCAUGUCUUUUUUCAGUCAGUGGCAUACAUGUUAUGAUUUUCACAACAAAUUAUACAGGCUUGCAAUUGGUCUACUCUCUUUGAAUUUAACUCUACGUAUUACUAAACUAUUUUCAUUUUAUUUAUUGUGGGGUUACGAAACCUCGGUUUUAUGUUGGAUAAUAAUGUAAGGUAGAGGCUUGUGGACUGUGCAUGCUGUUUUAUUUUCCAUUAAACCAUUAACAUACUAACAUUAAAGUUGAAAGAAAAAAGAAACACUUAUUCAUGCACCGUAUGACCUUUAGAUGCUAUUUAAAUAGCAUUCACAAAAUGCGUCAAAUACAUUGAAUGUCUUGUGGGUAAAUCACUACACGACGUUCUUCAAUCUUAAUUUCACAGCCUGAUUUGAGUUUGACGUCGCUGUCUUUUGAUAUGUUGACUAACCAUUUGACUUAAACGUUCACUUUAAAAUGAGCCUUUUCGACAAAUAUUUAAGUCUGACUGACUUCUCUUCUACUGAAGCUCAAUAUCUUUGUAUGAAAAGAGACUUUUAUAAUAACAAACAAUGAAGUGACAGUUUAAACAUUGUUCAACUUAUCUUUCAGGGCUUAUUUUGCUGAUGCUUUUCAAAAUAAAUGCAAUGUUUAAGCUUU
Molecule: messenger RNA, 3948 nt
Organism: Poecilia reticulata (guppy)
Lineage: Eukaryota; Metazoa; Chordata; Actinopteri; Cyprinodontiformes; Poeciliidae
Source: RefSeq, a predicted model, not a curated record